AUGUCGAAGGGAAGCAUUGUGGAUCCUCGCUUGAGGAUUGUGGCGUCCAAGAGGCUCUGCGAUUACGUGCAGAAGCACUUGGCGGAGGAGAAGAGCCUUCCGGAGAAUAUGGCGAGGAUUUGUGGGAAAGUGUCCAAGACAUCCUUGGAUGACGACACGAAAAUCUACCCAAAUGUGAUUUACACGGAGAAUGAGAAGAAAUUGCUGGUGUCAGCUGAGAAUUUCCUCGAGAAUCCACAAGGAAAGACGUCAAUUGAGGAGGAAAAACCGCCCAGUAAGAGUGAAAAGACAAAGAAGGAGCAAAUCCUGACUGUGAGAGACAUUAAGUGGCUCAGUGAGAAGCUGAAGGAGAAGAGAGAGUCUGGAGAUCAUCCGGUUUAUCUUCAUGAACUCCUGGAGAGCUCUUCGGUGCUUCUGCCGGAAAACCAAAUAAUCGCCAGAAGUCCGGAGCUCGAGAAGCGCUGUGAGACGCUGCGGAAGGAGCAGGAGGAUCGCAAUUAUCGCCAGAUGACGCGCAAUGUGGAGACUUAUCGGAAUCAUCCGUACGAAGACAGCAUUGCUUAUCAGAUGAAGCAGAUCAAUAAGCAACUGAUUGCCGUGGCGCAGUUCAUCUUCUCGGUGAUUGCGGGCUUCGUGUUUGGCUUCCUGGGCAUUCAGCUGAUUGUGGGGAAUCUGGACUUUGGCUUCCGCCUGCUGUUGGGCAUCAUGUUCGCCCUGAUCAUCGCUCUGGCCGAGAUUUACUUCCUGGCCAAGAAGCUCAAUGAGAAUGCCGAUGAAUUCAAGGUCGCUCGGUCGCCGGAGCACAAGAGCACCGCCGGUGGUGAGAAGGAGCAUCGGGACUGACUUCCUGGCUAGAUUAAUUCCCUUUCAGAAUAUGUGCUUAAUAUUGUUCGUUAUACUUUAUGAGUUUGAAUUGAAAUAUAUCCCAGGAAAAAAAUGAGACAUUUCUGACG
Phlebotomus argentipes is the source of this 953-nucleotide messenger RNA. RefSeq lists its product as uncharacterized. Gene Ontology annotation, cellular component: endomembrane system. NCBI's taxonomy places the organism in Eukaryota, Metazoa, Arthropoda, Insecta, Diptera, Psychodidae. The transcript has a single exon. The coding region runs from base 1 to 843 and encodes 280 amino acids. The record is from RefSeq and is a predicted model, not a curated record. Gene Ontology annotation, biological process: vacuolar proton-transporting V-type ATPase complex assembly.